Messenger RNA from Laccaria bicolor S238N-H82, 1326 nucleotides. RefSeq lists its product as uncharacterized. The transcript has a single exon. The record is from RefSeq and is a predicted model, not a curated record. NCBI's taxonomy places the organism in Eukaryota, Fungi, Basidiomycota, Agaricomycetes, Agaricales, Hydnangiaceae. The coding region runs from base 1 to 1326 and encodes 441 amino acids.
AUGCCACCAACACUCCAACCACUGCCAUCCUUAGAUGCCCUGAAUGUCGUCGAGCAGAAUGCUGCCGAACGAAUACCAGCAGAAAUCCUCAUCGAUAUUUUCACCUAUAUCCGCCCCGUGUAUAAAUGCUCGCGGCACCGCUGGAUCCGAUCUGAUACGCCAUCCUAUAAAGUCGCACUCGCUCGAUUUGCUCGUCUCCGGCUCGUCAGUCGCUUCUGGAACCAGACCAUUACACCAGUCAUUCAUAGCGAAGCCGUCAUCUCCACCUUACCCAUUGAAGCAUUGCUGAAAAGCCUGAAAUUUCUUGACCACGGAGCCGAGCACAUCAAAUCUUUGAUACUUGUCGACGACACCGUUUUCUAUAACACUGGGAAGCCCGGGAUAUCGAGGGAAGCUAAAGAAUUGCUUGCACAAAGUUUGUCAUCUAAAUGCUCUUCAUCCAACAUACAGACAAUGGAAUGUUAUGGCAUAUCUCAUGCAUUCCUCAAAUGGGCAUGGAUUCCAAAGACCCUGCCGAACUUGCCGUCGACCACGAAGAACCUUGUUCUUCGACGAGUCUCUACACCCACGCUAUCACACGCGUUGAUUAGUCUGGGCCGUUCUAUUCAACGCUUAGAAGUACACUCUUGGUAUAUUCCCCCAGAAUUGAGAUAUGGCCCCUUUCAUCUACCGACUGAGAUGCCAUUGCUCCAGGAUAUCACCCUGGUAAACGGGAGUCCUUCUCCAAUGGAGAUCCAAAAACUCUUCAGUCGGGUUGGAAACACCAGAAAGAGCGCUAGCCGGCACAACUUUCCUCUACGUUCCUUGACAUUGAAAAAUGUUGCGACAAUUGGCGUUGAGGAAACGCUGUCUAUCCUUCGCACAAAUUCCAUCGGCAAAAACAUUGUUUCUCUUUUUCUUGAGCCACCUCUUUUUCUUCAGCCACCUCGCCAAUAUUGGCCAACCGCAUACCCAAUCGCCAUCGUCAAGGAAUGUCCAUCUCUUGUCAAAUUCUCUUACUUAUUUCCAAUCAAGAAAGACCUUUUCGUCCAUCUCCCUCCAACCCUUCGCCAUUUGCAUCUAGCGAUAAUUUUCAACCAACACCGCUUUCCAAUGUCAAGUGGAAGGGAAGACAGUCUCAUCGGUAACGCAGCAGGGUUUGCCGAGGCAGUAGAAGUUCGUCAAUACUCUCUUGAGAAGCUUCAGAUUUCCACAUGCCACGAAUACCGUCAAUACCGCCAGUCUUCGAGUUACAGAGACAGCACAACUUCUGGUCAACAUUCGGCGCUCCAAGAAGCGUGCGAUAGUGCAGGGGUGACUUUGCUAUGGACUGAAUACGAGGAGUAG